Messenger RNA from Lecanosticta acicola, 877 nucleotides. The record is from the annotation of a GenBank genome assembly. Lineage: Eukaryota; Fungi; Ascomycota; Dothideomycetes; Mycosphaerellales; Mycosphaerellaceae.
AUGCCCUCAAUCCAGGCCCAGUUGGAUCAUGUGGUGCUCCUGGUCCCCUACAAGGACCUCGUGGAUCCACCAAAAUGGAUAACCGAUCACUUCACCCUGAGUCCCGGAGGCCGACAUGCAGAUGGCAAGACCGAGAACCGGCUGGUGAUCUUUGCAGACGGCAGCUAUCUCGAACUGAUCGCUUUCAUUGACGACGACCCCAAGCAUCGCCUGGGACACUGGUGGGACAAACCCUAUGGGGUGGUGGACUACGCAUUGACAACACCAGAUGAGACAUUUGCGGAGCUCGGAUCGAUCAAGGAGCGGCUGGCGUCCACCGAUACGGGCAUAUCGUACUCCUCGCCCAAGGAAGGUGGUCGCCUCAAGCCCGACGGGCAGGAACUGAGAUGGAGGGUGACAUUUCCAGAGGGAACCUCUCGAGGCAAGCAAACGCUCGGUCGGGAGGCAACAGCUGCCUGUACGAGACAUUGACUGACGGUGCCAAUAUUUUGGGUUAGGCACGGUUCCAUUCUUCUGUCACGACGUCACUCCACGCAGUCGGCGAGUACCUGACGAGAACACAAGACAUCCUUCGGGAGUGCUCGGAAUGGCUGGAGUUCUGUUGGAGGUCCAAGAGGCGUCAGUCUCGCGCCUGAGCAGCGCCACGGCCGCUAUCCUGGACCACGAUUUGGAAGGCGAGGGGAGAUACGGUCUCGAGGUGCCACAUGAAGUACGCAGCGCCAAGAAGCCCUCCAUCAGGAUCCAGCAUGCGGCCGCCGAUGCGAAGAAAGAGGUGUGCCUGUCGAUUGUCUUACAGACGACCCAGCAUCUCCCCGAUAUCCGUCACCAGAUCGAGGAUGGGACGGUAUCUGUUGUGUUUGAACUCCCGAGCCGGUAG